UUCCUAUUCUGUCAGUGUUGUGUGUGCAGAUGGUUGGUGGUGGUGCUGCUGCUGUACAGUGACAACUAUUGCCUUUUCGCAAGCUCUGCAUCCACUCGCAGCUGGAUAAACAUUUUGAAUUGACAGGUGGUAGAUAGAUAAUUAGCUUGGAAAUAGAAAAAUGGAAGAUGUAUUUUAACUAGCUAGGUGUGCAGGCUCAUAAGUCUUCGGGGACACGAAUCAUCAAAGUAAACGUGUGUAUGGUACCAUGUACAGUAGGAGGUGAUGAGAGUCAUGAAGCCAACCCGUCACCUGCUCCUGGUGCUCUGUCCCAUGCUUGUCCUGGGUUUCCUCUACUACUCCUCCGGGAGACUGCACCUGAGGGGUUGGGGACAGAAAUCAUUGUAUGACAAACAGGGAUUCUUGCUGAAGCUGGGUGGUAAUCUACCUUUGGAGCUGAUGUACAAGUAUGGUAAUCUCAGCGAGGGAGUCUGUAAGCCUGGCUACGCAGCUGCCAAGAUGACCACCAUCUAUCCAAUGUUCGCUAAACCAGCCCCUAUGUUCCUUGAUCCAAACUUUAGACGAUUCUCCAAGAUCAGCAACUUUUUCCCACCUUUUGGAAUAAAAACGCAAGAAAAGAUCAUAGAUAAUAUUCUGACAGCAACGAAGAGCUAUGGUCUGGGAGAGGAGCUGGACAGUCAGAGUUGUAAGAAGUGCAUCAUCAUGGGAAAUGGUGGUAUUCUGGCCAACAAGUCUAUGGGUGUGAAGAUUGAUGAGUACGAUGUGAUUGCAAGGUUGAACGAGGCUCCAGUGUCUGGCUAUGAAAAGGAUGUGGGCUCCAAGACCACCAUGCGUAUCACCUACCCAGAGGGAGCCAUCCAGAAGACUGAACGCUACGAACAGGACUCCCUCUUCGUCCUCUCUGCCUUCAAAGCUCUCGACUUCAAAUGGCUGCGGUCCAUAAUCUUUAAGGAGAGGCUGCGUAGCACAGAAGGGUUCUGGAAGUCUGUGGCCCGUCAUGUCCCCAGGGAGCCCAGUGAGAUGAGGAUCCUCAACCCUUACUUCAUCCAGGAGGCUGCCUUCAGGUUCAUCGGCCUGCCUCACAACAACGGACAGAUGGGGAGAGGGAAUAUUCCCACCCUGGGGACGGUUGCCAUAACAAUGGCCCUCCAUAACUGUGAUGAGGUAGCCGUGGCUGGAUUUGGCUAUGACAUGAGCACCCCUCACGCCCCCCUACACUACUACGAGAAGAUCAGGAUGGCGGCCAUCAAAGAGUCGUGGACUCACAACAUUUCUAAGGAGAAGGAGUUCCUGAUUAAGCUGGUGAAGGCUGGGGUUAUACAGGACUUGACCAAUGGGAUCUGUGGCUCAGGAUGCUGAUGACAACAUCCAGCCAAUCCCAGGUCACAGAGAGAGAGAUAGAGGAGAAACACGGAAGCAGCAUUGUGAAGUCCUGCUCUGUUCCCCCAACCUAACCCUAACCCUGGCUGAGCCAUACUGUAUUCAGGAAAGAAGGCUGGUGAAGGGUUCUGAAGGGUUUCUCGCUCUGACAGAGGAGAACUGUGGUAAAUGGCAUAAUCCCUGCACUACACUGGAGAGAUAGAACUACAACAUUCUAGAAUUCUCUAGAAAACCGAGAGCUAGAACUCUCUAGGAACACUGAGAGCUACACACUAUUCUGUUUCAGGGUUUGCUGCAGUGUGACAUUACAGUUUGAUGAAAAGAUGGACUGACAAACUGGACAUAAUGGGUUGUGCCAAGAAUACCUCUGGAGAAGGAUAAAGGACAUGCCUCUACUCAUACUUCUACAGUAUACCUGAAUGUAUUCUGUCACCACGUACUCAUCACUGUUAUAUAUUUAUUUUCAUCUCUUGUAAUGGCAGCAUUGCCCUCUAUCUGGGCUCAGUCGAAUAGGUUUCCAGACAGGUAGCAAAUAAUGCACAUACAUAUUCUGCUUCUAAUGUAUCUGGAAGUGGACGGAAGGGCCGGUGCUCAUGGUUUAGAAGCCCUCCACACCUUCCUUUCCCCCUUUAAGAUAUGUUUUUAAAUGAUUUACCUUGAGAGAUUACUUUGUUUCUCUCUGUCUUUUUAAAAAUGAUUUACCUUGAGAGAUUACUUUGUUUCUCUCUGUCUUUUUAAAAAUGAUUUACCUUGAGAGAUUACUUUGUUCCCCUCUGCAAAGAACAAAGGAAAAGAAAUGGGGGGUGAGGAGGGACCGACCCCCCUCACUGGAUAAACAUGUUUUAUUUUCACAGAAGCACUGAGCUUUGUGUCGUCCUCAGUUCAUCAGUGUGCUUCCCAAACACUCAUCUGUCCUGGAUCACGUCUCAGACUGUUACUCUGGUCUUAAUGCUGUUGUAUUUGUCUAUAGGGCUCUGGUCAAACAUUGUGCACUAUAUAGGGAAUAGGGUGCCAUUUGGGAUGCAUACUUUAUUUCAAGUCUGCAUGGCCUGCAAACAUAAUCAGUGUUACUACUUACUACUGUCAGUUGUUGUUUAAACAAUUGAGGUUUAUCAAUUUUAAAUGUCUUGUUUUAUUUCUUUGUUAAUUUUUGCCAAAAUGGAUUGUAAUUUGUUAAGCAAUAAUAUAUGGUGUCUUAACCGCCGUUCUCUGUUCAGUCACAUAUUCUCUUAUUUUCUACUCAUAUGCACAAGCCAAAGCACUUGAAUUUCUCAUCGCUCAUCCACAGUAGUGGAGGCUGCUGAGGGGAGGACGGUUCAUAGUAAUGGCUGGAAUUGUUUCAACCACAUGGAAACCAUAUGCCUGAUACCAUUCCAUUGACUCCAUUCAGUCAUUACUAUGAGCCGUCCUCCCCUCAGCAGCCUCCACUGACACACAGUCACUACACUAUGGAGCGUCGUGCAUCAAGAUGAUUUGACAAAUGAAAUAAAGCAGAUUAUAACUCUG
Oncorhynchus keta (chum salmon) is the source of this 2886-nucleotide messenger RNA. RefSeq names its product CMP-N-acetylneuraminate-beta-1,4-galactoside alpha-2,3-sialyltransferase-like. NCBI's taxonomy places the organism in Eukaryota, Metazoa, Chordata, Actinopteri, Salmoniformes, Salmonidae. The transcript is spliced from 11 exons. Gene Ontology annotation, molecular function: sialyltransferase activity. The record is from RefSeq and is a predicted model, not a curated record. Bases 265 to 1359 code for a protein of 364 amino acids.